GAGGACGACUUCAUAACUGCUAUGUCUGUCUUUCUUGCGUACGUGUGUUUUCAUGGUUUUUAAGGGAGGUCAAAUUUAAUAGUUUCAUUAUGUGUUCAUAAGUGGUAAUUAAGUUACAAUUCGGAAAUUGAAAAUGUGUGUUUUAAAUUUUAUAUUUGUUAAGUAAGAGUAUUACCUAUAAAUAAUUUAUACGUAACAAGGACAAAAACAGCUUCAUAGCUGCCCUUCACAAUGGCUGCCAUUGUUAAAACACAGAAAUAUAAUUUCGAGAAAAUAUGUCGGGCUUGUUUGCAAAUAAAGAAGGACAUGCGACCUUUAUUUGAGCAGCUUACGGCGACGAUGCUAAUGGGAAUAUCAAAAGUGCAGGUAGCCGUGGGCGAUGGGUUACCGUCUCAGCUGUGCUUGCAAUGCGUGCACCAGAUAUCUCGCUGCCACGCUUUCAAGACACUGGUGGAGAGAAACGACAUUACUCUUCGCGAGCAAGUGAAGGCAAUGGCCGAGGAGGCCUUGAACAUAGAGAAAGAGAAAAACAUCCACUCAUUGUACAGGGGCAUACAAUUUAUAGAGGUGCCAAGUUUAAGCAGCAACAGUACAAAUCAAAUACUAGACGGAUUCUUUGUGGAGAGCACACCAGAGCAAUCUGUAUCACAGGAGAUAUUAAAGAAGGAGGAGUUUGACGUUGAUAAGUUGAAUCCGAACGCAGAAAUUGCUGCGAAACCCGAAGAAGGAGGCGUUAACUCCGAUGACGAAAACUUGCUACAAAUGGUGGUGUUUCAAGCCACAUCGUCCGUCGCACCGGGACGCCACGUCUGCAACCUUUGCCACAAAGAAUUCAAACACGCCAGGUGGCUAAAACUUCACAUGCGCUCCCAUUCUAACUGGAUCAAGGCAAACUGCAAGAAACCGCCGAAAUGUCCGAUAUGCGAAAGGACUUUUAAGGGUCCUGGAAUGUUGAAAAUGCACAUGCGAACCCACGAACAACGUCCCCCGAAGCAGCCCACGUGUUCUGUGUGUCAGCGCACGUUCCCCACCAAGACCCUGCUCUACAGGCACAGACAAACGCAUUUCGAGCAGAAGACCCAUCAAUGUACGGUCUGCGAAAAGAGGUUCUUUAGCGGAUACGCCCUGCGGUCACACAUGGCCCGGCAUAGGGGCGAAAGACCAUACAUGUGCGCUAUAUGUUCCAAGAGCUUCUACAAUCCAACUGAUUUGAAGGUCCAUUUCCGCUUGCACACGGGAGAAAAGCCUCUAAAAUGUUCAGAAUGCAACAAAACCUUCCGCCGCCACUCGACGCUGUGCCAACACAUGAAGAAACAUCGCGGCAUAAAGAACCACGUGUGCAACAUGUGUAACAAGGCGUUCUAUGAAGUGUCCAAGUUAAACGCACACAUGCGAGUUCAUACAGGCGAGCGUCCGUUCGAGUGCCAGUUCUGCGAGCGCAAGUUCGCGCAACAGUCGGCGCUCAUCUACCACCGGCGCACGCACACGGGCGAGAAGCCGUACGCGUGCAAGGUGUGCCCCGCGCGCUUCACCACCUCCUCCGCCAGGAACAACCACAUGCUCACGCACACCGGACACAAGAAGUUCGUGUGCCCGGUGUGCUUCAAAGGCUGCACGUCGCGCGCGGAGCUGCGCGUGCACUCGAGCAAGCACACGGGCGAGAAGCUGUUCGGCUGCGAGCUGUGCCCGCAGCGGUUCAGCUCGGCGUCCUACCUCGCCGUGCACCGCCGCGCGCACACCGGCGAGAAGAAGUACACGUGCGACGUGUGCGGGAAAGGUUUCAUAGAAAGCAGCGCGUACAAGAAGCAUUUGAAAACGCACGCGUCAGACAAAAAAGAGAACGACGAUUCAACCAACGACAACACGGACACAAACUUCGAGAGCGAGAGACCGUUGUCUCCGGAGAAGAUGCAGAAGCCGGAAAAGAUGGAGGAAGAGCAGAGAGAAGAAGAGAAAGAGAGCAGCGUGGCGGUGCAGAGUGGACAGCAGAAGAAGUUCAAGUGCGGUUUGUGUGUGAAGAGUUACACGUACUUGCACAGUUUGAAGAAACACAUGUUGAGUCAUGUGCAGAUGUGUGUGUUCAGCCCUGAUGGAUCAGAGAGACUGUACGCCUUUAAGCAACAACAAGAGCUCCAGCAACAACAACAACAACAGCAGCAGCAACAACAGCAGCAACAACAACAGCAGCAGCACCAGCAACAACAGCAGCAGCAGUUGCAAGUGCAGCCGCAGGUGCAGCAACUGCAGCAGCAGAUGCUGCAAGUCGGCAGCGUGCAGCAACUCGCCGUGCCGAUACACGCGCAACACGGCAUCACUGUUUCAGGGGUGCAGGGACAACAGUACCCGACAGUGUCGUCGAUACAAUCACUCCAAUUGCAACAGACGCAUCAGCACAUUAACACGCAGCAGCCUCAGCUUCAAGUGCAAACCAUACAAAUACACCCGCAGCACCAGCCCAUACAAAUACAUGCGGUGGGAAUGCAGCAAGUCCAGCAAGAACAGCUGCACGUAGCCACAUCCUCCUGCCAGACCAUGUUGCCCAAUAUACUACAGUUGCAGCCAGGCGCCGUGGUGGGGCAGGUGGGCACGGACCUGGGCGGCGUGCACCGCAUCAUCCUGACGGGGCAGCCGCCCGCGCAGGCGCACCCCGCGCUCUACACCAUACACCACUAGUCGUCGUCAUCAACCUCAGACCAAUUAUAGAAGGACCUGUACGUGACUCAAAGGCACGAACAAAAUUGUCUGUGUUUUUCUAAGGAAAACGAGCUUAGAUUUUGUAUAUAUCUUAUACUGAACUAGAAGUUUUUGCCCGUUUUUUACACAAUUCACUUACACAAAAAGGUAUUUUUACGAAGCUCUUUAACCGACGAACACGAUUACAACUAUUACUAUUACGAUACAACAUUUAACAUCGAUUUUAAAUCGACAUUAAAAUAUUAUUUAACAUCGAUUCUAUAGAGACAGUUUUUAUAAUCGCAUUAGAUCGUUGAUCAUAUACUUUGACAGAAAAGUAACGUCUAGCGAGGCAGGUCUAUACAAUAUUUGGUCUGAGUUAUCAACCCAUAUUCGGCUCACUGCCGAGCUCGAGUCUCCUCUCAGAAUGAGAGGGAUUUGGCCAAUAGUCCACCACGCUGGCCCAAUGCGGAUUGGUAGACUUCACACACGCAGAGAAUUAAAAAAAAAUCUCAGGAUAUUUUUAAUUCACCGUUUGUGACACGUGAUAUUUAAUUUCUUAAAAUUAAAUUAAAUUCUCUGGUAUGCAGGUUUCCUCACGAUGUUUUCCUUCACCGUUUGAGACACGUAUAUGUACCUAUAUAUAAUAUUUAAUUUCUUAAAAUGCACACAACUCAAAAGUUACUCUACACUGGGUUACCACGGCUAUAUAGCGCGUACAAAUCGUCAUAUAUUGGUUGUAACAUGACAUGAAUCUACUGUAAAAUGGUCAAUUAGCCCUUGGUCUCUUGUUAAAUAAAAUUACAAAAUUAUAAAGUUAGCUAACAAAUGCGUUAGAACGUAAAAUGUUCAAUUAGCCCUUGGCCUCUUGUUAAAUAUAAUUACAGUCAAAAAGUUAGCUAACAAAUGCAGAAAAACGUGGCAGGAGAUAUUUUGAAGUGAACGCCAAUAUGUAUAGUCGGAUAAUCGUAGAUCCCGUUAGGCCAAACGAGCGUAGUUUUGUUAAGGAAUGAUGACAGUUUUUUAAAUUGCAUAAUAUAUUAAGAGUAUGCUAAUAGUAAAGCUAUUUUGUAAAAGGAACAGGGUAUCUGCGAUCAUUACUUUUCGAGCUACAGGGAUUUAAAGAGUCAGAUUUGCGGCGCUGCUGCGGAUCCCUGAAAAACGCUCCAUACAAAAUGGCACGAACUAAUGACGUCGUAGGUAAUGUAAUGAUCGUUAUAUUUGUAUGUGCGUUCAAAGAAAAUUACUAAUAUCUUUGUUAUUUGUGCGUUUAUGUUUAUAGUUAAAAAUGUCACAUUUACUUAAUGUAAUAAAGCUAAAACGGUAUGAAUUUUCAUCUAAUUAUGAUAACAGAUUUUUAAUAGAUUUUGAAAUUUUAUAAUCUUAUUUAUUUUGCAAAUAUCCAGACAAUCUUUGCUUUUUAUGUAUAAAUUAGUUAACAUUGACCUUAUUUACCCGAAUGUAUCAUAAAAAUCAAUAUAUUCAAACCUAGUCAUCAUCCCCAUAGGUCACAAAAAUUCGCGUGCAAGUGGGAACAAAAAUUAUUUUGUGAAGCCAUGUGGCAGGAAUUGAACUUUUGUAUGAAACCGAAUGCAGCAGAGAUUACACGACUGACAACUUACAGAAUUACGCUCGUUUACCUUUAUGCUGCGCAAUAUAAGAUUUUAGGUAUCAGCCGUUUCGCAGUGGCGCGGCAGCAGCGCAUCACAAAUUAAAGAUUGCGUCUUAAUUAUACUAUUAUGGGAGGCAGUAUAAUAGCAUAGCUGUAGGUGUUAUAAUAGUAUACAAGUGUAAGGUUCUUGUUAGGUCAACUGUAUAUAAUAUACUAUAAUUUAAUAAAAAUUAAUUUUUAAUUUUACAAUUUAAUAUAUACUAUAAUUUUCUUUAGCAUUCAUGUGAAUUAUAAUUAAUUAUUCUAUCAUGAUAUUAUUUUUAAUUUUACAAUUUAUUUUUUAUUUAAUACUUUAUUAGUAGAGAAAUAUUUAAUACUAGCCGAUGCUCUGGUUUCACCCGCGUAGCUCCAUUUCCCGUGAGAAUACGGGGAUAAAUUAUAAUCUAUGACACUCACAAAUAACGUUGCUUUCUAGUGACGAGAGAAUUUUCAAAAUCGAUUCAGUAGAUUGACAUAUUUUUGCGACUCCACUAAGUGGGAGAGGUACUAUAAAAUCACCUAGAAUACCACAAUUUAACCUCUCUAUAGUUAAGUAGAUAAUAGAUACUAACUACCCUUUAGUCAGCCAACGCACUAGCGAUAAGCCUUAGCGAAUAAUGAACGCCUUUUAAGCAACCAUUGCCUAUAUUAUAAUAUUAUUUGAAUCUUCAUAAUAAAUUUAUAAAAUUGUAGAAUUUCUAGAAUAUUGUCACUGUUGUUAAUUAAUACUAUUGUAUGUAUUUCAGUUUAGUUUGCUAGAUGUAAAAACAUUUAUUAAAAUAAUAAAUUAUAUCUUUUUACAAGGGAUUGUUUCAAUUACAUAAGAAAUGAAAUCGCAACUAUGAAAAAUAUUUUCUUUAUUAUGUCAAGAAAAAGUAAUCAAAUUACAGGGUUAAAUGCAAAUUAACGUUAAAUAACUAAUAUUAAUAAAAACAUUUUUUUAUCUUAAAUUGCCUUGCAAGCAGUUUCCGUGUUUAAUUUUAAAUUAAUUUUCUAGUAUCACUAUUUAUUAUCCAGUUAAUACUAACCAAGUUAAAAGAGUGGAAACUUUUUGGAAUGGAAUACGAUAAUUUGCAAACCAUCUAAUUUAAGAGCAUAUGCCAAAAAAAAUCUUCUGAAAAGUCGUCUAGACAAGAAAUUAAAAAAAAAAGUAGUAGUAAGAAAAUACAGGAAAUUAUGUCCUAUAGUCUAAUUCUAUAUAAAUGACAUUUUUUUUGGCAGCAUAUUUUAAAUGAGCACCGAUAACAAUAUCUAUUCGAAAUGUUUGUUUUGAAGUAACUUAAAACUAUAAACUUAGACCUAUAGAAACCAGAUCUCAUGAUCACCAAACCCAUUACGUAAUUUAAGAUUAUUUAAACUCAUCAUUUUAUCAUAA
Bicyclus anynana (squinting bush brown) is the source of this 5699-nucleotide messenger RNA. RefSeq names its product zinc finger protein 431. Bases 232 to 2673 code for a protein of 813 amino acids. Gene Ontology annotation, cellular component: nucleus. The transcript is spliced from 14 exons. The record is from RefSeq and is a predicted model, not a curated record. Lineage: Eukaryota; Metazoa; Arthropoda; Insecta; Lepidoptera; Nymphalidae. Gene Ontology annotation, biological process: regulation of transcription by RNA polymerase II. Gene Ontology annotation, molecular function: DNA-binding transcription factor activity; zinc ion binding; RNA polymerase II cis-regulatory region sequence-specific DNA binding.